Morus notabilis is the source of this 939-nucleotide messenger RNA. RefSeq names its product transcription elongation factor TFIIS. Gene Ontology annotation, biological process: DNA-templated transcription; transcription elongation by RNA polymerase II. NCBI's taxonomy places the organism in Eukaryota, Viridiplantae, Streptophyta, Magnoliopsida, Rosales, Moraceae. The record is from RefSeq and is a predicted model, not a curated record. The coding region runs from base 1 to 939 and encodes 312 amino acids. Gene Ontology annotation, cellular component: nucleus. The transcript has 2 exons. Gene Ontology annotation, molecular function: nucleic acid binding; zinc ion binding.
AUGGGGAAAGACUUGUUGGAUCUCUUUUGUAAGGCGAAAAAGGCGGCGGAUAUCGCAGCGGCUAAAGAGGUUCCGGGGAAUGGAGCGGAGGUUUCGCGAUGCAUUGACGCUCUAAACCAACUUGGAUGUUUUCCCAUUACCAACGAUCUUCUUGUUUCUACUAUGGUUGCAAAGAAGCUUCGACCUCUCACGAAACAUCCUAAAGAAAGUAUUCGAACUUUGGCUUCUGAGAUUAUUCGGACAUGGAAGGCUCACUUCAUUGAAGAAUUAAACAAUGGCAAAAAAGACUGCCUAAACUUGAGAAAAUCCAAUAUGAAGGAAACUACAAAUAAGGCGGUUGAUGUUCAUCGUAAGAUCAUCAUCAAACUCAAAAUAAAUCGUAAUGCAAACGUUUCGAGUAUGUCGCCAGUAAUGAACAUGGAGGCUUGUCGCAUCAAGAUCAGAGAACACCUUGUCUCGGCUCUGUUGAGAGUUGCUACCGAAGCUGGUCAGGAGAGUGAUCUCAAACAUAAAGUCGAGGAUUGUGAUCCAGUUGAGGUUUCUGCGGCGGUGGAGACAGCCAUGCUCGACAAGAUUAAGGAUGAGAAGAAGAAAAUCAGGUCGAUCUUGUUCAAUUUGAGUGACCCCAAGAACCCGGACUUGAGGAGGAAAGUUCUUCUGGGAGAGGUGAAGCCAGAGAGGCUUAUGACAAUGUCCAACACGGAGAUGGCGAGCGAGGAAUUGCAGCUUUGGAUAAAGCGAAUGGAAGAAAGAGCCAUGGAGAAAGCCCAGACUGGUAAAUCAGAAGCCAAAGAGAAAGCGACGACUGAUCAGUUCAAAUGCGGUCGGUGCGGGGAGAGGAAGACAGUUUACCAUCAGAUGCAGACAAGGAGUGCUGACGAGCCCAUGACUACUUAUGUCACUUGCAUGAACUGCAACCACCACUGGAAGUUCUGCUGA